This is a messenger RNA of Musa acuminata AAA Group (dessert banana), 3313 nucleotides long. RefSeq lists its product as uncharacterized. Lineage: Eukaryota; Viridiplantae; Streptophyta; Magnoliopsida; Zingiberales; Musaceae. The record is from RefSeq and is a predicted model, not a curated record. The coding region runs from base 1829 to 3061 and encodes 410 amino acids. Gene Ontology annotation, cellular component: nucleus. The transcript is spliced from 14 exons.
GGACCCCUUGGACUACCUCAUCUAAUACCACUCAGGGGGCUGAUAAGUACGCGCGUAAGAGUCGGUUGGAUCGGAGCAGAACUAUCCCCUCACCGGCCCUUGAGAUUCCGGAACUCGAGAGGAGGGGCGGAGGCGAUGGGGAAGCGGCGGCGGAUGUACUGGCUGCUGAAGACGGAGCCGGAGGAGUGGUCGUGGGAGGACCAGCGGUCCAACGGCGGCGUUUCGACCUGGGACGGCGUCCGAAACCGACAGGCUGUCAACCACAUGAAGGCCAUGCGGGCGGGCGACCGCUGCUUCUUCUACCACUCCGGCGCCGCCGCCCGCCGCGUCGUGGGCGUCGUCGAGGUCGUCAAACCCUGGUACACUAUCGCCGCCGGAGGUGAAGACGGCGCGGUGGACGUUCGGUCUAUGGGGGAGAUGCGGAAGCCCGUCGAACUACGGGAGAUCAAGGCGGAGGCGGAGGCUAAGGCCAUGAAGGGGUUCGCGCUUCUGAAGCAGCCGCGACUGUCGGUGGUGCCCGUGCCCGAGGGCAUCUGGGAGAGAAUCUGCGAGAUGGGCGGUGGAUACGGAGAUGCAGCGGCAGAGGAAGAGGAGGAGGAAGCGCAGCCGUCGUCGCCGGAGGAGGAGGAGCAAGACGAGUGAGGGAAGGCGGCGAGGGUUCUGGUCUUUUUGGGAACCGGAGGAUUGUUGUGGCCUCUGGGAUGACAAUUUUUGGGCCUCCUCUUGAGAGCAGCAAGCAAUGGCAGUGAAGGAGGGUGAUGGCAGCGCCAGUUAUUAGAGCAGCAAGCAAUGAACUACAUGCAUGACAUCUUUUUGGGAGCAAAGUUGGUUAAUGUGGUUCUUUUGCAUGUUCUGUAGUUCAUUGGUAUUUUGAAGUCUGUACGUUGCCUCUAUUUCCACUGAGAUAUAUCUUUAUCCUUAUGCUAUGUAGAUGAAAGUAAAUGGUAAGGGUCUAUUUACCACUAACAUUCCCAUAAAUAUGAAGGGAUUAGACCUUACAAUCAUAUCAUAAUUAAAUGAUGAAAACCAUAUGUAGGAUGGAUAAAAUACAUCUUAAGGGAUGAAGAUGACGAUUAUAUGAUUACGGGUACAAGUAUGAAAACCAUAUGUAGGAUGGAUAAAAUACAUCUUAAGGGAUGAGGAUGAUGAUUGUCUGGUUACAGGGUACAAGUUCAUUAAGAACAUAUCAAUUUUAUAGUGUGAUACAUUAGCAAUCAAGGAGGGACGUAGAAAUGCGAGGAACAAUACAUGAACAUGUAAUAUACAGUUUCAGUGUCUCAAUUUUAUGCAUUAGAUCAUCGUAUUAGGCCCCAUCAACCAAUAAGAAAUUAUUCAUUUUACAUUAAUCAUAUUAAUCCUAGGAUCUUAAUGCCUACAAAUCCUUUUAUCAAUUAAAAUAUAAAAAUUAUCAUUGUAUCUCAAAUUUUAUAAAAAUUCUAGAUUUCAUAAAAAUUGUAUUAAUUAAAACAUAGCCUGAAUCCUUUUCAAUAGGAGAGGAGGAAAGAUGUCAUAUAUGGUAUAGAUCCUAAUUUUAAUUUCGUAAAUAGUAUUUAAUUAACAUACUGUUCCAUUAUUGCUUUUUAAAAUAAGGAAUAAUCUUGACGUCUGAAAAUUUUUAUUUCCAUUCUAUAGAACACUCAUUAGAAAACAAAUUAUGCUGGGAUAUGACAUAUUAGUAAUUAAGGGAUAAUUUAUUUAGGAAAUAAUAAAGAAAUAUGCUGAUUAUAACAUAUAAGCCGGACCGCCUCCAUCUUGUAUAAAUGGAUAUGAAACCAAGCCUUGCAGGUCUCAGCCUAAAGCAUCACAGUUUCUCAUAGCCCACAGCAUCAUGGGCAAGAGCAGAUUGGGUUUAAAGAGCAAUGCUUUGAAAAGACAGAAGGACUUCUUCAACAAAGAUCAAUCCAGGCUUGAACGUAAUGAGCUCACAUAUAGCGAAGAGUUCGGUGGUGCUUCCUCAACAGCUCCGUCUGGUUACGUUGCUGAUCACAAUUCCUUGACCAAUUUGUUACAAUGUGAGAAUUACUUAGAAGAUUUAUGCCAUAAGAGGAAAUCUAUAAGAGAGGAAGCUUUGCAAAAGCUUAUUGUGGAGUUUGAAAAGCAAGUGCUGAAUGAGUUUGUUCAAAGCAGAUAUAUAACGUUAACAUAUCGAUGUUUAAAAUUAAUGACAAAGGGUCCCACAACUGAAGCUUAUUUAGCUUGUCGUGUCAUUGGAUUACUGGCUCUCACUGUUGACAAUGGCAAUGCUGCACAUGAGAUAAUGAAAGAAUCAGUUCCACAACUUUGUGAAGCUUUCAAAUCUGGCUCCAAUGCAUUCAAAAUACUGGUGUUACAAUGUCUGGCUAUUGUCACCUUUGUUGGUGCAAGUAGUCCAGAUGAGGUGCAGCUUUCAAUGAAAUAUAUAUGGGAGACAUGCCAUUCAGCAGAUUCUACCAACACUGUGUUAGCUGCAGCAUUAUCUGCAUGGUCAUUUCUCCUUUCAGCCAUUGAUGGGUGGAGGAUACAUUCGGAGUAUUGGAAGGGGUCUAUUUUGUUCCUUUCGACUUUAUUGGAAAAAGAUCAGCAUUCUCUUUGUGUGGCUGUUGCUGAAGCUGUGGCCCUUAUUUCUGAAAUAGAUAGAAUAAAUAAUUUUUCUGAAGAAGCAUGCGCUACUUCUGUUGAAUCACUAAAAUGCGAGUUAUGUGCGGAAGUCAAGAAGCUUUAUGAGGAGUGUCAGGAUAGAAUCCAUGAUAAAGAAUUCUUGCAAAACAUCCUGCAGUAUUUUGAGACUGGUGUGUUUGAUGAAGUUAUAAUGAAGACUUCUAGCCAAGAUGUGAUUUUAAAGGUGUCAAAGUGGAGUCAAAUGAUACAGGUGAGGCACAUUAAGCACUUCCUUCAAAGUGGCUUUUCAAAGCACAUGAAGGACAAUGAGCGACUUCAUGAUAUAUUUAAGUUCAUAGAAGUAAUUCAAGGAAAUCGUCCAGUUGAAAAGAUAUUUGUGCUAACAUCUGCUGAUCCAAAGGAAAGGACCAUUCUGAGAAAUAGACAACGAGCGUUGUCUCAGAUGAAGCAUUUCUCGGAUUAAUGCCUAUGAAGAAUAUAUCUACAAUAUGGAUUGAAUUGAUGAUGCAUGAAUCUUGCCACAUAAUCAACCAACUCAAGAAGAGCACAGAGAAGUUCUCUCUUGUUUCAUAGCAACAUUAACAGAUUAAUAGAAUUUGACAAUUUAUUAUGUUUCCAUUACCUUGUAAUUGAUAAUUUCUGGUGCAUGGAAGACAAUCUAAGUUAAUUUGCUUGAUUAGAAAGUAACACUGAAAUUAGUAUGAUCUUUUUCUCA